Molecule: messenger RNA, 4103 nt
Organism: Vitis riparia (riverbank grape)
Lineage: Eukaryota; Viridiplantae; Streptophyta; Magnoliopsida; Vitales; Vitaceae
Exons: 6
Coding region: 240-3980 (1246 amino acids)
Source: RefSeq, a predicted model, not a curated record
ACCGAGCCUUAACUCAUUUCCCCUCUCUCCCUUUCUCUGCAAAUUCACUCACUCUUACCAUUUUCUCCCUCACCGUCCACCCCAAAUCCUUCGGCUAUCUGUAAUUUCCCACUAUUUCGAUCCCAAUUUGGUAAAUUCACCUCACCUCCCCGGCGAUUCCUUCCUCCGGCGGCCAUUUCCAGUUCCGGCGAGUUCGUGUUGUUGGAGAUUAGGGUUAGGGUUAAGGUUUGGAGUUCGAUAUGCCGCGGAGUUCUCGGCACAAAUCUCACAGAGAGAGCAAGCAUAGUUCGAGAGAUUACUCGGAUUCGGAGAAGGAGAAAGAUACGAGUUUGAAGGAUCGGAAGGGGAGGGAGGAUGGUGGCACUAGGGUUUUGAAGGAUUCGGCAUCCGGCGAGAAGCGGAAGCACGCCGCGAAGUCUCCGGAGAGCAAAGAUUUAAACGGGCAAUUUGUGGAGGAGUCCGGUGCGUCGAAGCGGCGGAAAGAUAGGGUUAGCGACGGCGUAAAUGAUCGGUGGACUGGCGGCGAGGAGGAGUCUCAGAAGUCAAAGGAUUCGAAGAGCAGGAGGAGGGAUGAGAGCGGUGGGAAGGUGGAGUCGAAGCACAGAGAUUCGAGUCGAAAGGAGGGGAGAGGAGCUGGACUGGAGAGGGAGAAGAAGGGAAAAGAAGGAAAAAUUGAGACGUUAGGUGAAAAUGUGGUGGAAUUGGAUGGUGUGGAUAGCGAAAGGAGUAGGAAGCAGGGGUCUAAAUCAGGCGGUUUGGAGGAAGAGCGUGUGGCCAGGAAAAUGGCUGAAAAUACUGAGUUGAAUUUACAGGAUGAGUUGCGAAAUCCUGAACCAGAUAAUCAACUAGAGAGACGAAUUAGGAAGAGGAGAGAUGGCUCUGGUGAUUGGGAUAAGCAUCAAGACAAUAUCAGAGACUUUAGUGAUAGACAGUUAUCCUCCAGGGAUGAUACUGCCAUUGAUGGAAGAUACAAGGAUGAGAAGUAUACAGACAAAUACCCAGAAGACUUGGACAGGGACAACAGGCAUAGAGAUGACAAGCAGAGAGAUGAGCGCCUUGUAAGAGAUCGUACUAGCAGGCUGGAUGAUAAGCACUUAAGAGAUGACAAGGAGACUGUAGAAAUUCAACAGAAGAAAUCUGAGCCUCCCGACAGUGACCGUAAUCGAGACCGAAAUAGGGACCGGGAUCAUGAGAAGGAGCGAGAGCGUGACUAUGAUCGAGAUUGGGACAGAGAUCGGGACCGAGACCAUGAUCGUGAUCGAGACCGGGAUCGGGAGCGGGAGCGAGAUCGGGAUCGGGAGAGAGAUCGGGAUCGGGAGCGAGAUCGGGAUCGGGAGCGAGAUCGAGAUAGAGACCGAGAUCGUGAGCGAGAUAGAGACCGGGAUCGGGAGCGAGACCGUGAUCGGGAGCGUGAUAGAGACCGUGACCGGGAUCGGGAUCGGGAACGAGAUCGAGACCAUCAUAGGGACCGGGACCGAGACCUAGACCAGGGACGAGAGCGAGACAGAAACCGAGAUCGGGACCGUGACGGUCAUCGUGACCGUGAUCAUAGUUCACAUCUUGAUGACCGAAGUAGCAAGUACAAAGAUGACAGAGGAAAGAAAAAGUCUCCUGAUGAUUAUGAGGAGCAUAGUAUCACUAAAUCCAGAAGUGCUAAGGGUAACUAUUCUGACAUGGAAAAGAAAUCAUGGAGCAGUAGUAAAGUGGAGUCAGAUGCUGAUAGGGGAAGGUCUCAUUCACGUCCAGCUCAAGUAGAUACUACAGCCCGGAGGGCCUCCCCUGGCUCCAGUUCACAGGUCAUGGAUGAAAACAGGUAUAUAAAACAAGAAGAUAUCAAGUACAAAGAUUUUGUGACAGACCAUGCAACUCCAAUGAGAGAGGUAACUGGUGCUUCUGGGGCACAAGACAGAGUUUCCAAGUACCGAUCCAUCGAGAAACCCUUUAAACUGGAUGACAGCAAUUUGGGUGCCUUACCAGUUGAAAGGUCUUUAAGUUCUAAGGCAUCACCUGUGGGCUUGAUGGAUAGAUCUCCAUCAACAACGAGUAGAUACAUGAAUAGAGCUGGAGUGAGGCGGAGUCUUGACAUUGAAGAAACAGGACAUAGGAGCACAGGUUCUAAUGAUGCAAGGGAGAGUUCUGUUAAUGAGGAUAGAUUAAGUCGGGAUUUAACUUCUGACAAGCUUCUGGCAGAUGAAUCUUCACAAGCAGAUUCACCCGCAUACAAUAGAACCAGUCAGAGCAACCCAUCUUUAAUUCCUCCAUUACUUGCUUUCAGGGGUGGAGUUGAGAGUCCUUUCCUGGAAGAGGGCAGUAGGGUUAACUCAAGCACCCGUUACAAGAGGGGUGGUGAGCCCAAUGUUGUAAGAGGGCACGGAAAUGCUUGGAAGGGUGUCCCAAACUGGUCUUCACCAGUACCAAAUGGUUUCAUUCCUUUUCAACAUGGGCCACCUCAUGCAGGUUUCCAAGCAUUGAUGCCACAGUUUCCUUCACCUAUUUUUGGUGUUAGACCUUCUAUGGAAAUAAAUCAUGCUGGGAUUCCUUAUCAUAUCCCUGAUGCUGAUAGGUUUCCUGCUCAUUUACGCCCACUUGGGUGGCAGAAUAUGGUGGAUGGUCCUGGUAUCUCUCAUUUGCCUGGAUGGGAUGGAAAUAAUGUUGUCUUUAGGGAUGAACCUCAGAUGUAUGGGGGACCUGACUGGGACCAGAAUAGACAUUCCACAAAUGGUCGGGGAUGGGAACUUGGUGCAGAUAUGUGGAAGGGACAAAAUGGUGCUUCACAUCCAGAGCUGUCCUCAACAUCCCAGAAAGAGGAUUAUCCUGUGAAGUCCAUGGCAGAUGAACCACUGGCAGGGCCAGCAUUGCAGAGGUCUCAGAGUGAAAGUAACUAUCAUGGAGUUCUGGCAAAAAGUGUUGAAAUAAAAAGGUCCAGUGACAGCACUCCAGCAAAAGAAACUUCUAGGUCUCUACCUAACACUGUUAAUGAGAAGAUGCCUGAACUGUCUAAAUCAUCAACUGAUGAUGAUGAUGCCACUCAUUUUAGCCUAGCUUAUCUUUCUACACUUGACAUUUCGACAGAACUUGCUCAUACUGAGUUGUAUAAUCAGUGUACAAGCCUAUUGAAUAAGAAAGCAAAUCCAGCUGCCAAUGAAGACAUUUCUAAACAUGUAAAAUUAGAGGAUGGUGUUAGAGCAGGUCCAGCCGCCAAUGAUGACCUUUCUAAACAUGUAAAAUUAGAGGAUGGUGCGAGAGCAGGUCUAAAGCUCAACACCUUGACAACAAGUCCUCUUUUUCCUGCAAUAAAUGACUCUAUUUAUAAGAGAGCCAUGGACCUGUACAAGAAGCAGAGCACAGAAAUAAGAACCAGGCCCAUUGCAGCAGUUUCUGAUCAAGAGAUGGUAGAAACAAAUGUCCCUCUUUCUGAUGAGGUAAAAGCAGAGGAGCCUUUCCCUUCUCCUGACCAAGAAACAUCAAAGGAGAUGAUUCAAACAUUCGCUCAGAAAAAGGCAGAGGAACCUGUAGCAGUUGCUGGUCAUGAGGUACAUGAAGAGCUAGCCCCUGCUCCCAGCCAUGAAGUGCAGUCAGAAGAGGCAGCGGAUGCAGAUGGGCCAAUACCUAUGGUGAUGGAUGAAAUGGCUCAGGAGCCAGAGAAACCAGUGGAUGGGGAUGGAAGCUGCUUCCCAUCUCUUGGAAAUUCAUCUCAAACAGCUCUGGCCACAGCCAUGUCGUCCGAUGAUAAUGAUGUGAAGGGUCUUAGCAAGACUGAUGCCGGUGAUGAUGAUGUGAAGGGUGCCAGCAAAAGCGACGACAACCAUUCUGCAGAUGAUGUUGAUGAAAUGCAGGCUGCUUCGGGUCACGCAACGAGUGUUCCCUCUUUUUGUCCAGAUGGUUCCCCAAAGGCAUGUGAGGCUUUGAUGCCAGAGUCAAAUGAGUCUGAGUCGGUAAUUUUGAGUCGGAUACAUCAUUCUCCUGAAAGUACACAUUGAGACAAUUUCUAUAUCCAUGUUUUCAAGUUAUUCUUGCUCUUUCAUAUUUUUGUUGCCUUUUUCCUCUUAAUAAAAGGGAAUAAAGAAGAUCAUCCCAUUGGGUUCCUGGGUUCGGAAUCUUCA